This is a messenger RNA of Rhinolophus ferrumequinum (greater horseshoe bat), 2193 nucleotides long. RefSeq names its product chromosome 17 C3orf18 homolog (gene C17H3orf18). The record is from RefSeq and is a predicted model, not a curated record. Bases 368 to 856 code for a protein of 162 amino acids. The transcript has 5 exons. Lineage: Eukaryota; Metazoa; Chordata; Mammalia; Chiroptera; Rhinolophidae.
CCCCGCGGUGGGUCCCGGCCCUGCCUGUCCCCGCCAGGCUGGCAGAGAGUCCGCGCUCGCGGCUGCCGGCGGUGCGGUGGAGCGGACUCAACCUGCGGCUCGGAGGGUACAGGGAGCGCGGACCCACCACCCCUCACCCGGAGCCUGGGGGUUACCCCCGCCGUGGCCUCCUGCCGGUCGCCACCACCCCUAGCCUGUCCUGCUGAGCUUGGCGCCCCAGAGAGGAUUAACACCCAGGGAGGCAGGAAGCUCCCUUUAUCCAAGGAGGUGGCCACUGACACGAGUAGCAGGGCCACAGGGUGGACACUCCUGAUGUCAGAAGUGAGUGGGCAAGCUGACUGACCACAGGCAGUGUCUCAGCAUCAGCAUGAACUCCAGGAUCCCAUCUACUAGGGGCUGGUUCAGCAGCCACCCAACCACCUCUGAGCCUAACCUCGAGCCUUCCACAGAUGGACCAGCCUCUGAAACCACCAUCCUCAGCCCAGAAGCCACCAGCUUUAAUGCCACCAGAAUCCCUGACGUGGCUGGUAGCACAGCCGGCGUGGGCACAAUGCUUCUGUCCUUUGGGAUCAUCACAGUGAUUGGCCUGGCUGUGGCCAUGGUUUUAUACAUCAGGAAGAAGAAGAGGCUGGAGAAGCUACACCACCAGCUCAUGCCCAUGUACAGCUUCGACCCCACGGAGGAACAAGAUGAACUGGAGCAGGAGCUGCUGGAGCACGGGCGGGACGCUGCCUCCGUGCAGGCAGCCAGCUCUGCGCAGGCCCUGCAAGGCAAGACGACUCUCCCCUCCCAGGGUCCCCUACAGAGGCCCAGCCGGCUGGUGUUCACUGACGUAGCCAACGCCAUCCAUGCGUGAGUGGCCCAGGGACAGGCCUGGAUCUCUGAUGAAGACACCUGCCUCCGUGCCCACAAUGCUGCCUGUUCUCAGGACCUGCCCUACCGAGGUCCCAGCUGUUCCGGGGACCCCCUUGCUGACUCUCCAGGCUCUAAGAGAGGCCCCGGCCAGGCUGGGCAUCUGGCCACUGACGUCCCCUGAUGUAAAAGCCCUAGCAUGGAGGGUAUCCCUCCUGUCAGAAAGGUUGAAAGCCACUGCUAGCUUCCUUGUGCCCUGCCCAGACCCUCCCAGCAGGGUCUGCUCCUCUAAAGUGGGGAAGACACGGGAUGGGAGAGGGAGGAGUGCAGGGAGGGUCGUUCCCUCUGUCAGAGAAAGACCUGUCUUUGGAAUCUGGAGUCUCCUCUGGGGUGGGAGAGGUAACCACCCAGGUCUCGGGGGCAAGGUGUGGUGGCAGCCUGGGAUGGAGCUGAAAGUGCCCAGUGGGCAAGGAUAGCAGGAGCCGGGCUGUUCAUACCCAAAGUAGAUCCAUAUUACCGAGUGUCCGUGAGGUCUCCCAACCACCCCUUCCUGGCAGCCAGCUGUUGGUUGGACCCAAGCUAGGAUAGUAGCUGAGGGAGAAGGAAAGCGGGGGAACAGGGGGGACAGAGGCAGCGCCCAGACCUGCUGUAAGCCCUCAUGCGUGUGCAUGAACACGCCCAUGUGCAGACAUGUGCCUGUCCCAGCACAGGGGGCAGGAUGCAGACCCUGUGCAUUGGCUCCACCCUCAAGCCGCCCCGACCCCGGGGUGUGUGGAGGGGCAUAGAGUGGGCCACCUUUUCUGCCUUCAAUAUUCAAUGAGGGCUGUGGUCACAGGCUGUGGGCUAAUGAGGACAUUCUGCCUGCUGGCAACGGGCUGGGAAACAGACCUAAGAAUCCUAGUCUGUCUUUUGAUCCCAUUGUCCACCCAUCCCAUGCGCCUCAGGAAUUCUUCUAGCAGCCUGGGGCAUCUGGCCAAGGCCCUGGGCCAAGCCAGACCCCGAGAGCUGGGAACUUUUUCUAUGCUGGGCGUGCAGCGCACACAAAUAUACACAGAAGCGUGCCCCUUGCCCAGCCUCGCCACCGUCACUGUCCUCCGCUGGUUGGAGGGGACGCGGGGGCAGCGUGUACAAAUCUGUUGGGCAAAUACCACGUGUCAGGAUGUGUGGGCCUAGGUGGCCCACAUGGGGAAGAUUCUGGAUGUAUUCCCUCCUCUUGAUGCUAUAAAUACGUUAUCACUUGAACCGACCGGAGGGCUGCGGGUAAUUUAGGAUGCACAGAAGCUGUAAUUUGACUCACAGAAUCUCCAUGUGAGAGCAUUAAAGAUGUUAUUAAGAUGUUUA